This is a messenger RNA of Portunus trituberculatus (swimming crab), 1269 nucleotides long. Its product is annotated as dystrophin-like. Lineage: Eukaryota; Metazoa; Arthropoda; Malacostraca; Decapoda; Portunidae. Bases 1 to 1083 code for a protein of 360 amino acids. The transcript is spliced from 10 exons. Gene Ontology annotation, biological process: synaptic signaling. The record is from RefSeq and is a predicted model, not a curated record. Gene Ontology annotation, molecular function: protein binding. Gene Ontology annotation, cellular component: plasma membrane.
AUGCUGCGGGAGAUCAGGUGUCGCAUGACCUUCUUAACGACCCGAGAUAAGAUCAAGAUACAGCCCCUCCCAGCCCCUCCACAGCCCCCACAGCCCCCACAGACCCCACAGCCUCUCUACAUUUCCACACACCCUUCCACCAUCUCCACAUGCCCCUCCACCCCCCAUCCACCUCAAAAUACCCACAAAUCCACUUCAAUCAUAACACUAGAGGACAUGGAGGUCUCAAUCACAGCACAAGAAUCACUCGUCUCAGGCACACCACAGGAAGUUUUAGCCCCCCCAGCACCUCCACAGCCCCUCACAGCCCCAGGACCCCAUACAGCCCCUGAAGGAGGAGCUGCAGCGGAAGGUGGAGGAGGAACAGAGAAGAUCGACCAGCUGACAACCGCCACCGCUACCCUCUCGGUGGAGGGUGGAGAGGUGGAGGAGGAGGUGGAGGCGCUGGUGGAGAAGUGGAGGAGGGUGACGGCCUUACUGGUGGAGAGGAUUGUUGCCACAGAGAAAGCCAUCCACCGCAGCAAGCAGUAUGAGGAGGAGGUAUGUGGACUCAAGUCGUGGCUGGCGGAGGUGGAGGUGUUUCUGAAGGCGGAGGAGGCAGCUCUGGGCGAUGUGGAGACUCUGGAAGCUCAGAUGGAUCAGUCAAAUGCUUUGCAGGAGGACAUCACCACACUCCGCUCGAACAUGGCCAGCAUCACCACUACAGGCCUACAGAUAGUGGAGGAGGCCCGGGAGGAGGUGGAGGAGGAGAAGGAGGAGGUGGAGGAGGUGGAGGACUACCGGAGGAGGCUGAAGGAGGAGGUGGAGGAGCUGAAGGAGAGGUGGGAGGCUGUGACGGAGCUGUCUGUCCUUCAGAAUAGGAGUUUGAAGGAGGCCUUGGAGAGGAGCAGGAAGGUCCACAGUGACAUAGAAGCUUUGACAUCCUGGCUUGACAAAGUGGACCACCAGCUCACCACCACCACCACCACCGCCACCACCACCCUGGACCAGCUGACCACCACCAUCACCACCUUGGAGGCCCUGAAGGAGGAGGUCACAGCCAAGGAUCUGACCUCACAGCCCUUAAUAACAUUGGGGACGUGAUGCUGCAGUCUGACUCAGCAGCCACACAUGAAGAGCUGGCCAGGAAGCUUACCAAGGUCAACAAACAAUUCACUCACCUCUCCACCGCCAUCACGCCACUCACUCUCACUCCUCUCUCACUCUGCAGCGCUACCACCAGUUCAACAAGCUCUGUCAGGAGGAGGAACAGUGGCUGAAUGAACUACA